CCAUGAUACUGUAUUUUUUAAUCUUUAUGAUUAAUUCAUUCAUUUGAUUUUUAAUUAUUUUGGUCAACUCGUCGCCACACAAUUGCUGUUAAUUAUUAUUCGCGUACAGUUAGUCAUUAGCACGGUAUAUUAUAGUAUUGUUACAAUUUAUUGUUAUUUACAACGUACGAUCGUAAUAUACGGCACGACAAAACCGAAACCAUAUUUAUAGAAAUAACUCGAGUCUACAGCAACGACCACGACAUAAUAAUAAUAAUAAUAUGUAUUUCUGCACAUAAUAUCUGCGCGACUACACAACAGUGUGCAAUAUUUGAUAUAUAGGUCAACAGGCAUAAGAUAUGUAUAUGGAUAUAACGACUUGCGACUAUGCGAGGCUAUAAUGAUUUCUCCGGCAACCGCACAUUCCCCACUGACACACUGCGCGCAGUCCCUGACAAAUUAUAUCACAAAAGUCUUGAUUGACUUGAACGUUGUGUAUGAUAUUAUCAGACGACCAUCACUCGGGCGAGCGUAACCCGUCAAAACGGUCAUAACUCCCUCAAAAGUCGUGCGCACCCUAUGUUAGUGAAUGGUUGACUGUGAAAUCAAAGAACUUUUCCACCGUCCAAAAUAUGUCGUCGAAUCAGAAGGUAUUAAAUUUAGACAAUAUGAAUCCCAAUGUAAGGAUUAUGGAAUAUGCUGUCCGGGGACCGUUAUUGAUAAGGGCUACAGAAAUUGAAAAUGAAUUGAAGAAGGGUGUUGAAAAACCUUUUAAAGAAGUGCUUAAAGCAAAUAUUGGUGACUGUCAUGCAAUGGGACAAAAGCCAAUAACAUUCAUACGUCAGGUUUUAGCUUUGGUAUCUCAACCAGAACUGUUGGAUGAUGAUCGAUAUCCUGAGGAUGUUAAAGAACGUGCGAGAACUAUAUUAGAUGGAUGUCGUGGUGGUAGUGUUGGGUCUUAUACUGAUUCUCCAGGAAUAGAAAUAAUAAGAAAACAUGUUGCCCAAUAUAUUGAACGUAGAGAUGGUAUUCCAUGUGAUUAUUUAAAUGUUCUUCUGUGUGCUGGUGCAUCAGAUGGAAUAAAAUCUAUUUUACGAUUAUUGGUUGCUGAUGUUGAUGGAAAAAAACCUGGUGUUUUAAUUCCUAUUCCACAAUACCCAUUAUAUUCUGCUACAUUAGCAGAGUUUAAUGUAAAACAGGUUGGAUACUUUUUAGAUGAAAAUAAAAAUUGGGGUUUGGAUGUGAAUGAAUUAGAACGAUCAAUAAAUGAAGCACGAAAACAUUGUAACCCUAGAGCUAUUGUGGUUAUUAAUCCUGGCAAUCCAACUGGUCAAGUAUUGACCAGAGAAAAUGUGGUGGAUGUUAUUAAAUUUGCAUACAAAGAAAAAUUGUUCUUGCUUGCUGAUGAGGUAUAUCAAGAUAAUGUGUAUGCUGAAGGAAGUAAAUUUCAUUCAUUCAAAAAAGUAUUGACUGAAUUAGGAUCUCCUUACAGUGAAAUGGAAUUGGCAUCAUUUAUGUCUUGUUCUAAAGGUUAUAUGGGAGAAUGUGGUUUAAGAGGUGGUUAUACAGAAGUGAUUAAUUUGGAUCCUGAAGUUAAAGCAAUGUUACUGAAAUCUGUGUCUGCUAUGUUAUGUCCUACAGUUCUUGGCCAAACUGUGAUGGACUGUGUUGUAAAUCCUCCACAACCAGGUGAACCAUCAUAUGAGAGUUUUCAAAAAGAAAAAAAUAGUGUACUAAAAUCAUUAGCAGAAAGAGCUAAAUUGGUGGCCGAUACAUUUAACAGUAUUCCUGGGAUGUCUUGCAAUCCAGUUCAAGGUGCAAUGUAUGCUUUUCCACAAUUUAAGUUACCAGAAAGAGCAAUUAAAGAAGCAAAAAAUCAAGGAAUUGAACCUAAUGCAUUCUAUGCGUUUCAACUUUUGGAAAAUACUGGUAUUUGUAUUGUACCCGGAUCUGGAUUUGGACAAGUUGAAGGAACUUAUCAUUUUAGAACUACUAUCUUACCUCAGCCAGAUAAAUUGAAAGCAAUGUUGGACAGUUUUAAAAGUUUUCAUUUAAAGUUUUUAGAACAAUGGGAAUAAUAUUCAAUAAAAGAAAAGUAUAGCAAUAAAUAAAUAAUUUAAGUAGAAAUAAAAUACCGAUUACUUUUCAACUUAAUAAUUGAUAGAAAAUGUAAGUAGUCUAUCUAAAAUGUAUGAUAAACUUACAGUAUUUGUAUAACUUUCCUUAUUUUCUUUUAGUCAGUGAUAAUUGUGUAUUGCAGUUUACUAUAAGUAUA
This is a messenger RNA of Melanaphis sacchari, 2254 nucleotides long. Its product is annotated as alanine aminotransferase 2-like. Gene Ontology annotation, molecular function: pyridoxal phosphate binding; L-alanine:2-oxoglutarate transaminase activity. The coding region runs from base 612 to 2057 and encodes 481 amino acids. NCBI's taxonomy places the organism in Eukaryota, Metazoa, Arthropoda, Insecta, Hemiptera, Aphididae. The transcript is spliced from 13 exons. The record is from RefSeq and is a predicted model, not a curated record. Gene Ontology annotation, biological process: biosynthetic process.